AUGUUUAGAGCCACAAACAUUCUCUACCUCACCUCGUCCUUUCUCCUCUUUUCAAAUCUUUUCUAUAGGGGGGAGAGUUGCUUCUUUACUACCAAAACUUUUGUCACUUUCGUCAAUAGUCUUCCGCAGAAUAACUCUAAGCCUCUUUACGUGCAUUGUGCGUCAAAAGAUGACAACCUCGGAAAUCACACGCUGGCAGCUUAUGGUGAGAGUUGGGGCUUCAAAUUUUGUCCAAUCCCUUUUACCACCUUAUUUUACUGCGACCUCAAUUGGGGCGAACUGUUCAUGUCUUUACAUGCUUACGAUGCUCAAUGGAGUUACAAUCCUUGUGAUGUUCAUGCUGAAAGAAUGGAAUGCACAGUCCAUGUUAGGAUUCUCAACGUUAUUCCCGAAUCCUAUCGCGACCCGAUUUUGGUGCACUGUUCAUCUAAAGACAACGACCUUGGAAAUCACACAUUAACGAACAACCAAAGUUGGGGCUUUCGUUUUUGCGUGAAACCCUUUUCGACUUUGUUCGUUUGUAAACUUCGUUGGGGUGAUGCUCAAGUGGGUUUUCAUGCUUACGACGGUAAGUGGCUUUUCACAGACUGUGAGAGUAGUGAGUACUGCACAUGGCGGGUAGAUGAGCAUGGCGUUCAUCCAGCUCGCGUCGAUCUUGUACCAACCAGGAUGGAUCUUGCCACUUACUUGGAUACAAUAUUGCUCGCAAGCCGGCUCGCACGCGCUAGCCAUUGCGCCCCUAAUCUUCAUGCAUAUCGGCAUGCAAUGUUGAGCGCACUCCGUUAA
Molecule: messenger RNA, 786 nt
Organism: Striga asiatica
Lineage: Eukaryota; Viridiplantae; Streptophyta; Magnoliopsida; Lamiales; Orobanchaceae
Source: the annotation of a GenBank genome assembly